AUCAUCCAAUCACCUCACUCAUGCUCUUGUGGCUGGAUGUAGUCACAUCCUCAUAGCAAUGAAGGAUAACGCAUUGUUUUCGGAAGAAACGCUGGAUGAGCAGAUGUCUACAAACAUUUCGUACAUACCAUAAAGAAAACGCUUGGACUCGGAGAUGCAGUCAGAUUUGGGAAUGCUCAACCAGCCCCACUGCUGGAGAAGUGGUUUAAUCCCAGCCCUCACCUAACACCGCUUCAUCUAAUCCCACUGACUCUGCUGAAGAGUCAGAUUUGGAUUGAGUGUUGGAUCCGGAUCGGAUGUGAGGAGUGCAGAGUGUACUGGGAGAACUUUUGGGUUUACACUCCUGUUUACACCACUAGAUGUCAACAGCGCCAUCAAAACAAUGAAGAGGAGCCUCUGACUUUCUGUAAACGUGCUGUGGGUGUUUACAUGAAUGGCAUCUUGAAUGAAUCGGACCUGCCAGAGUGAUUCAUUCUUCAUUUAUCGCGGGUGACAUGCAGUAAUGCACAGCUAAAGGGAUGCUUGCAGAAUUUUAUUACUCUCACCUGCUGCAGCUGAAGUGAUGUCUGUGUCCUCCUUCCUGCGUAUGAGGCUUGGUGGCAGAUGCUGCGUCGCUGAGAUAGUUCAGAAAAGAGCUCUGUCCGGGGCAGAUACCAUUAAUGCUCUGAGACCGUUUUACUUUGCAGUGCACCCUGACUUCUUUGGCCAGCAUCCAAGAGAAAGGGAAGUGAAUGAAAACUCUCUCAAACGGCUCAAUGGCUAUUUGGAGAAUCUUCAAAAGCCAGGCAUGAGGUCAAUCAAGCCUACAAAGCUCACUUUUUAUGUCCGGGACACAAAAGAGAAAGUAGCCGGUGAGAGUGACCUGAUUCCCUUUGGUUUCCGAUCAGUGACUUUCACUCUGCAGUCUAAGGAUGUCCUGAGUACAGUGAUGGAAGUUCUGAAGUCUUGUAGCUUGUCAGUGGAACACAUGCAUGGACUACUGAAGUCAAGAGCAGAGAGCCAGAACUCACCAAAACAAGGUGGGAUUCCAUUCUAUCGCCCCAUAAAAUGGGACAAGACAUACUACAGCGUCACAGGGUUCAGAGACCCAGAGCAGGAGCUGGAGCAGGCCAAGAAAAUGGAGAGAACACUCAGUCUGUGGCUAAGGAACAAUGAACCGGAGGCCACGAAGAAGCAGAACGCGAGCGUGCCCCGUCGAGCUGAGCUGAAAAGACUGAAGAGAGAGCUCAUUGAGAAACUGGGUCUGGUUGAUAUCAGGUGGCAGCGCAAAUGGGGAGUUGCACACAGGUGCUGUCAGCUACAGAGUCUUAGUCGACUCGCUUUACAGAGCCCAGAAGCCCUGCUCAAUCUGAGAGGGCACACAGUAAUCUUCACUGACCAGUCAGGGAUGAACGCCUCAGGCCAUGUGAUGUUGGGAACAAUGGACGUGCAUCAUCAGUGGACAAGACUUUUCCAGAGGUUGCCCAGUUACUAUAGUCUGUUCCAGCAGACAGUGUGGCUAAAAGACAGGAUCAGUUUUCUGUUAGGAGGGAUCCAGGUGAUCCAUAUGGAGCGGGUGGGUCCUGUUCUGCCACUAGAGGAGCAUUACAGCACCCUCAACACCUUCCACAAGAGACUGCUGCCCCACCGGCUCGCCCUGCACCCCCGCAGCCUGGAGGGCCUCACCAUGACCCUAGAGAAUGACCGUUCCACCCCCAGACUCCAUGAGAUGGGCCACUUUAUCAUCCCUGUUGUGUGUGAUGCAGUGCAGUUACAGAACUUCUUGCAGAGCCACGCACAGGAGGCCCGCAGACGCAUGCAGCGCAAGGACCAGUUAGAGGCUGAGGAGGAGAAUGUGAUGUCCAGCUGUGUUCAAGACCUGUCUCUGCGCAGUCUGUCCAAAGAGCCCAGUGUUUCUAGCAGUCAAAUGAUCCCAUGCUGCAAACGGCUGAUGGAGGAGAGGUCUCCCCACAUGCAGGGCCUGCACCUCCAUGUCUCACACUUCUACUCUGUUAUGCAGGAUGGCGAUCUGUGUAUUCCUUGGGACUGGAAGGGCUGAUGCACUCACACACUCGCAAAUACAAACACCUUGUGAGUGCUUGGGCAACAAGACUUGUAGAACAUGCAGCUACAGCGCCCUCCACAAUUAUUGGCACCACUUGUUAAGAUGCGUUCUUAGGCUUCUAAUAAUUUUUUUUUUAAUGAUAUAAUACAACAAUGCAAAAAAAAGAGAGAAAAAUCCAACCUUUAAUUCAAGUGCAUUUAUUCAGUGGGGGAAAUCCCACAUUAAGAAAUUAUUUUACAUGAAAUCAUCUGUGCCGCAAUUAUUGGCUCCCCUGAUGUUAAUACUUUGUACAACCCCAUUUUGCCAACAAGAUGGCACUUAAUCUUCUCCUAUAACAUUUCACAAGAUGGGAGAAUACAGAGAGAUGAAUCUUCUACCAUUCCACUUUGCACAAUCUCUCUAAAUCAUCCAGAGUCCUGGGCCCUCUCCUAUGCUUCAGCUCACCCCACAGGUUUUCAAUUGGGUUGAGGUCUGGGGACUGAGAUGGCCAUGGGUGUUUUGGCCACAUGUUUGGGGUCAUUAUCUUGCUGAAAGAUCCAGUGAUAACCCAUCUUCAUCACCAGAUUUUGAUUAAAAAUGUCCUGGUAUUUCAAAGAGUUCAUGAUGCCAUACACCCUAACAAGGUUCCCAGGGCCUUUGGAAGAGAAACAGGCCCACAGCAUCACAGAUCCUCCCCCAUACUUCACAAUGGGCAAGAGGUGCUUUUCCGCAAUACUCAUCUUUUGUGUUACGCCAGACCCACUUAGAGUGUUCAUUGCCAAAAAGCUGUAUCUUGGUCUCAUCUGACCAAAGCACACAGUCCCACCGCUUAGCGAACUCCAGACAUUUACGUUUAUGCCUGUAAGUGAAAAAAAGGCUUUUACUGUGCACGCCUCCCAAACAGCUUGUUGGCAUGUAGAUAGCACCUGAUGGUUGUUAUGGAGACUUUAUGACCCCAAGAUACUACUCUUUGAUGCAAUUCUUUAAUAGUGAGUUUUGGAGAACUUUUUACUUCUCUUACCAUCCUCCUCUCACUGUGCGUGGUGGCAAGAUAAACUUGCGUCCUCGUCCAGGCUUGUUUGCCACUGUUACAGUUGUUUUAAACUUCUUGAUGAUUCCUCUGACUGUAGAUAUGGGCAGGUGUAGGCGAGUGGCUAUUUUUUUUGUAGCCAAUGCCUGACUUGUGAAGGUCGACACACAUCUGCCUUACUUGAGUGGUGUGUUCUCUUGUCUUUCCCAUGUUGAAGAGUGGAAAAGAGAAAUAGGCUUCUGUGUUACGUCAUAUUUAUACCCCAGGGAAACAGGACGUGAUGAAUUACUAAUUAAAGGUUCCUAGGUACUCUGUCAACUUUAUGAACUGCAGUAGAAAUCACAGAAAUGCUUCAAUUACAUUUAUUUUCUAGGAAUUGUUAGGGGUGCCAAUAAUUGUGGAACAGGUGAUUUUAUUUUCUACAAUUUUCAGUGUGAGAUUAUGCUUCUGAAAUAAAAAUUGAAUUUAUUUUAAGGCUUUUAACACAUCUAAAUGAGGGGUGCCAAUAAUUGUGGAGGGUGCUAUAUAUAGAUGUGGAAGGUUAUAGUGGUUUGCCAACUUGUAUGUAUAUCAUAUAAUCUGUACGCACUUUGGUUUCAUGACUGAAUCAGAUGGGAGGUUUGCUUUUAAAGCAGUCAACAUGAAAUACCAAGUGAAGGGUUCUUGUGCUGUAAAUCAGUAUAUUGGUUAUGUUGAUUGUAAAUGUGACUUUGAAUUGAAGCACUUAAACUAAGGGUUAAGUAAGUUGCCAUUAGCCACGUAUUGCUUAGGAUUAGUCACUGUAUUUACAGUCUCACUGAAGCCUGGAAUGGUUAUUGGAUGUAAAGCAUCUUUUUGUUGUGGACCUGAAUUACGUUUCCAUGACUCAACAGCGUGAUCCUCUGUUCUAUUAAAUGGCAAAAGACACAAGUCUUGGCCAAAAGAAGAAGGGAAUAGCUGUUCAGUAUUAGUACACUACACUGCCUGAAUAUACUGCAGACUAUGUAAGGCAUCUGCUGUCCACUAGAUGGAAGUCAAUUGCAGUCAUCAGGAAACAUCACUAAAAGUGCACCAGAAACACACCCAUUCCACUAACAGUGUAUUUAAUGGUCAUUGAUUUUCAGCAUUUCAUCCUAAUCGUGGAAUAAUACAUUUUGUUUAAUUUACUGUGAAACAAGACUGCAAAUGACUGAUACAAACUGUGUGCAGAAAGCUGUGAGAUGUUGAGCUGGGCUUGGACCCCAGCAAUGCUUUUUGAAACUUUCAGAGAAGGAACAGCCACUUAUAAGCUGUAUAAAUCUGUUCCACUUAGUUUUCAGUAUGAGCCCACAUGUGGAAGGAAAGUGACUUUACUUUAAAGUGACUCUGCUAUAAAUUAAUUAGCCAGCUGACACUGGCUUGGAGAAACUUGCCAAAAGUUUUUUUUUGAGUAAUAACUUUAUAAGAAAGUCAGUGCUGCUCUUUAUAUUACUCCACAAACGAUGAGAGGUGUUAAUCCUACACAGUUAUAUGAAACGGUUCAACAUCCUUGGUCAAAUGAUGUGUUUUGUUGAUUUACUAACUGAAAAUAAGUCAUAACAUCAACAAGCAAUAAACUAAAUAUGGCAUUUUUUUCCAGCAGAUUUAUGAAUGUAAUGUAUUGGAGGAAGAAAAUUCUAAAUAUAACACAAAAUAUAAUACAUACUAUAACUUUUCCAUAGGCCACAUUUUAUGUUUGACCCCCCCCCCCAAAAUGUUAAAUUCAACAAAACGGUAAUGGUGCAUUUAAGUCUGUAGAGGUGUCUUCUCUAUAGAGAAUGGAGAACUUAUUUUCACUUAGAACAGCAGCAGAAAGUCAUUUGACCUGGGCCACCCGAACAACUGUAGAUGUAUUUAUUAAUCCUAAGUCCUGGACUGUUGCCAUUUUUGGGACGUCUGAUGUGUGUGUAUAAUAUGUUAGCUGUCAGAUUGUUAAUGUUUCAAAUGUUGUAACUGCAAAUGAGUCAUUUAUUUAAUCUUUUCUAUCAGAGUUUAUCAGACUAAUUGCGCUUAAUAAAGCCAUAUUCUAGUACUGCCUAA
Pygocentrus nattereri (red-bellied piranha) is the source of this 5090-nucleotide messenger RNA. RefSeq names its product T cell activation inhibitor, mitochondrial (gene tcaim). Gene Ontology annotation, cellular component: mitochondrion. Bases 563 to 2038 code for a protein of 491 amino acids. The transcript is spliced from 11 exons. The record is from RefSeq and is a predicted model, not a curated record. Lineage: Eukaryota; Metazoa; Chordata; Actinopteri; Characiformes; Serrasalmidae.